AUGGUGAAAAUAUUCAUUGGGAAUUUAGCUGCGGAGACGACCACCGAUGACCUACGCUCUCUGUUCUCCCAGUAUGGCAAGAUUGCAGAGUGUGACAUUGUCAAGAACUUUGGCUUUGUCCACAUGGAUGACAAGUCGGAGGCGGAGGAGGCCAUUCGUAACCUCCACCACUAUGAGCUGAAUGGCCAGCCCAUGAAUGUAGAAUUGAGCCGCGGCAAAUCCAAAGCUUCAACUAAGCUACACGUCGGUAACAUUGCCUGCACCAACCAAGAGUUACGGGCCAGGUUUGAGGAAUAUGGCGCUGUGUUGGAGUGUGACAUAGUGAAGGACUAUGCCUUUGUUCACAUGGAGAGAAUGGAUGAUGCGUUGGAGGCCAUCAAUAAAUUAGACAACACUGCCUUCAAAGGCAAACUGAUGAGUGUGAAGCUUUCCACUAGCCGCCUGCGCACCGCGCCGGGAAUGGGAGAGAGAUCGGGUUGUUAUCGUUGCGGGCAGGAAGGCCACUGGUCCAAAGAGUGCCCUCUAGAUCAAAACGGUUACCCAGAAAAUGGCUCAGAGCCACAGUCCGACGGAUACAGUGCUGCUGGGUUUGUUGGGCGUGGCGGCGGCGGCGGCGGCGGCGGCAGCUGGGGUUACCAUCCGGGCUUCGGCGGUGGUCAGGAUUUCGCUGGCGGCUAUGCUCCUGUACAUGAUUAUUCCCGGUAUUCCAGUCCUGGCGGUGGCGUGGCGGGGUACGGCAGGGGCUUCGAGAGCGCUGUGAGUUACGGGGUGCCCCCGGGUUACAGCUAUAGCGCCGCAGCGGAUCAUAGCGUGGCUCGGAUGUACGGCAGCGGAGCAGCUUACGCGGGCGGCGGCGGCUCACUCUAUAGCGCGGUGCCUGGCUACCCGGCGCGGCAGCCCCCUAGCGACGAAAGGGACCCGUACGGUGUCAUGGACUUCUACGAGAAGUACAGGGCUCACCCAUACGGAGCCGGCUAUUACGAGGUCCCCUUGGCGGCGCCAUCCCCCCCUCCGCCUCCUUCCGCCGCUAUAGCGCGGGAACGUGUGCCACGCUCGAGCAUCGACCCCUACGAGUGCCCUCCCCUCCCUGCUGCGGCGGCCCCGGUCACCUCAUACUACGCCCGUGACCGAAGUCCCAUUCGGAAAGUGCCCCCCGAGCCCGAGAGGUACGGCUUUGAGCAUUCGCGGGCCGCCUCGAUGGCCUCCCUCCCGAGAAGCACGCCCUUUGACCUCUCGCGGGAUACCUAUGCUGAGCGGGCGCGCUAUGCCUACUAGCGAUGCGACUCUGCUAACGGGGCCACCGGCAUUUAGUUCUUAAUGUAGCCCAUGAAACACAGGAGUAAGUAUGAGAGUUGACUGUUCACAUAAGCUGGGUUAUCAAUGAGGAAAGCCACAUUGAAAUACUGCAUAUAAGCUUCAUAUGAUUGACUCGUAGCUGUCUGUUGUGGUAUGCUCUGAGUCUUUGCAGGUGAUGUCCCAACAUGUGGGACGACUACUCAUUUGCAUUACUCCGUCUUUCUUAUGAUAACAUUUUUGAAUGACAUGUUACUUUUUUAGUGUAAUACAUUGUGUGUUUCUCAGUGAAGCUAAACUUGUACAUAUAUACUCAUUGGAUAACACUAACAAAUAAGAAUCCAUGUAGAAGCAUGUUUUAAAGGUGACCUGCUACACAUUUGAAUCAUGGUUUACUCUGUAGCUUUUUAACCUGUGACCAUUUGUUUUGUGCUGUUUAUCUGCCUCUUUUAGAGGUUAUACAGAGUAAGAAUUUGUGUUUGUGAAGCAAAACCCCAUACUGAAUCAGGGGCUGAAUAAGUGACCUAAUUUUGUUUGUUAAAAGCAAAAAAUUGUUGCGUGACGUUCGUUUAAUAUAAAUAUGUGAAACCUGAGCUGAUCCUUGUGUUAAACUCUUUUUUUUAAGGAUAGUCGAAUAAAUUAUUUUUCCCUCUGACUCUGUAUUUUAUUGAUGCACUCCAACACUUACACCAGUCGUAUAGGCAAUUAAUGUUAGGGUUUUAAAUUGUUUCUUAUAUCUUCAAGUAUCUAGCAUCGUGAGGCCGUAGUGAUACUCACGUUUCGUCAUUCGUAUGAGAAUACGUAGCGUGUCUGUCUGAUCUGGACGGUAUCACGAGGGAACCUUGCUGCAGGAACCCCAAAAAGAAUUUGGUCAGAAUGUACAACUGGCCAAUAUUUUUUUAGCACCACAGAUUAUCCGACGCAUUUAAAUGCAGUACAUUAACAUUGGUGAACAUGUAGUCAAAAUCGAAAUUGUGCAGAUGCACAACACGUACAUUGACAUAGAAGUGCGUAACAAUGCAUAAGGUGCUGUAUAGAUUUUCUUAAGGCAUAUUAUUAAAUAGCUGGUCAGUAUGGCAAUCCAAUUUGACAUAAAUUCGCUAGACUGGAUAUGUGUUGCAGAUAUCUGCAAUUCAGUUUCGCGUAGUCAAAACUAACAUUUCGGAUAUCCGCAACUACAUUCCUCCUAUCCACAAUUGUCAUUUCAGAUAUCCACAAAGACUUUCCA
Gadus chalcogrammus (walleye pollock) is the source of this 2521-nucleotide messenger RNA. RefSeq names its product RNA-binding protein 4.1-like. Gene Ontology annotation, cellular component: cytosol. The transcript is spliced from 2 exons. Gene Ontology annotation, molecular function: mRNA binding; zinc ion binding. The coding region runs from base 1 to 1275 and encodes 424 amino acids. NCBI's taxonomy places the organism in Eukaryota, Metazoa, Chordata, Actinopteri, Gadiformes, Gadidae. The record is from RefSeq and is a predicted model, not a curated record.